AUGAGCACGUUUGACGGCGUACUAAAAGAAUAUCCGCUCAUAUCAAUUGAUAAUUUCACUCAAGAAUGUGGAAAUUAUUUAUCAACAGUUUAUUUUCUUUCACAUUGUCAUAAAGUGUCAGAGCAUCUUUUGAAAAAUGAUCCAGAGUAUUUCCAUCUAUCAAGCUUUUUGGUCGGCUUUCCCAUGGAAGAACCAAAGCUUAUUGACAUUCCUGAUUUCCAAGGAAAUAUCUGUUCUCAAGUUGUUGUGACGCUAUUAACAGCUGGACAUUGCCCUGGUUCAGUUAUGUUCCUUUUUGAAGGUAGUAAUGGUCGUGUGUUGUAUACUGGAGACUUUAGACUGCCAAUUGGAAAAAUCUCAGCAUUUGAAAGAAAGAAGCAAUUCCAUCGAGUUUGUUAUUCUACUCACUCUUCCUUAUCUGAAAUUAGAGAUUUGGUGCAGUAUUUAAAACCAAAAUUUCUGUAUCCAAAUGUGGUUCAAAGGCAAACAGUAGAAGAGAUUUUAGAUCUUCUUCAUUUUCCAUCAAGUGAUGAUUCUGCAAGUGAGUUAACAGACGAGAAAGCUUCUGCAUCUCCAUUAGGAAUGCUGAAAACCAUUUAUGUGGAAGCAAAUGUUUAUUCAAGCAACUAUGAGAGUGAGAAAAAUAAGGAAGCAAAUGUUUAUUCAAGCAACUAUGAGAGUGAGAAAAAUAAGGAAGCAAAUGUUUAUUCAAGCAACUAUGAGAGUGAGAAAAAUAAGGAAGCAAAUGUUUAUUCAAGCAACUAUGAGAGUGAGAAAAAUAAGGAAGCAAAUGUUUAUUCAAGCAACUAUGAAAGUGAGAAAAAUAAGGAAGCAAAUGUUUAUUCAAGCAACUAUGAGAGUGAGAAAAAUAAGGAAGCAAAUGUUUAUUCAAGCAACAAUGCAAGUAAUCAAAAUAAGGAAGCAAAUGUUUAUUCAAGCAACUAUGGGAAUAGAAGUAAUUGUGAAGUUAAUAAAACUUUGAAAGUUAAUUCUUAUAAAUAUCAUACGAAUGAAAAUUUAUGUUCAAGGGACAAACAUUCACCAUCAAAUUCUAGUCAAAUAGAAGUUUGUAUUUCAGCUGAAAAUAGAGAUUCAAAAUUGAAGCAAAUAGUAUCAAUCACUGAUGAAAAAAGUGAAUUCCUUUGUAAAUCUGGUGCAUCACCUCUGAGAAAAACUGCAGCUCAUAAUGAGGCAGAUGUAAAAGACGAGCAAAAACAUCAAACUUGUUCUCAGAACGGUUUCGAUUGUGAUAUUAAAUUAAAUUUCGUUGAAGAUUGCAGAGGUAAAAGAAAAAAUUCAAUGUUCUAUAAAGAUCACAAUCAUCCUGUAUUGACUAAUUAUAAUAUUGAUAGCAGAUUUAUGAAAGAUUGCAUUCAAAACAUAGAUGAAAGUAGUAAUGACAGCAUAUGUAUUGUGAGUAAUGACAAAGAUCAAAACGAAAAGAGUGUUGAACUGAUUGAUCUGUCAUCUGAUGAAUCUGAUGAUGAUAAAUACUAUGUAGGUAAAUCCUGUUUAAAUGGCAAAGCAAAAUACAAAUGUGAUAAAAUCAAGACAAAUAAUUUAGAGUGCAAUAAAAAUUUAAAACAAAUUUCCAAAUCCUCCAGAGUAAAUGAAUCUCCUAGUGACACGGAUGAUAGCCCAAGCCUGAUCGAACCAAAAAAAGCAAAACUUUCAAUAGAAAAUACAGUAUCUGACCAUUCUGAUGCAUUUCCUAGAGCUAGAAGCAAUUGUGUUCCAACAGAAAAUGUUGUUGCUUUAACAAAAUGUUCUAAUAACCAAGACGAACUGCAUCGUUUUGAGAGUACGCCUGAUGAUCUGUCUUUAAUCAAAGAUGUAUCAAGGAAUUCUUUUCAAAAUGUUGCUUUUAAAAAUAAUUGUGAUGAAAUUAUAAUUGAUGAUGAUUCUUGA
Molecule: messenger RNA, 1908 nt
Organism: Uloborus diversus
Lineage: Eukaryota; Metazoa; Arthropoda; Arachnida; Araneae; Uloboridae
Product: variant-silencing SET domain-containing protein-like
Exons: 9
Coding region: 1-1908 (635 amino acids)
Biological process (GO): interstrand cross-link repair; protection from non-homologous end joining at telomere; double-strand break repair via nonhomologous end joining
Molecular function (GO): damaged DNA binding; 5'-3' DNA exonuclease activity
Source: RefSeq, a predicted model, not a curated record